Molecule: messenger RNA, 2805 nt
Organism: Exophiala bonariae
Lineage: Eukaryota; Fungi; Ascomycota; Eurotiomycetes; Chaetothyriales; Herpotrichiellaceae
Exons: 2
Coding region: 1-2805 (934 amino acids)
Biological process (GO): polyphosphate metabolic process; transmembrane transport; phosphate ion transport
Cellular component (GO): membrane
Molecular function (GO): phosphate transmembrane transporter activity
Source: RefSeq, a predicted model, not a curated record
AUGCCAGUGCCUGCGGUUCAUCCUCGCAACACUCUCGGUAACCAGUCCCAUCCCAACUCCCCUCGUCCCUUCCGACUAGCCUCCGUCGCCCCAGCUGGUCCUUCCAUCGAACUAGACACCUUCAACCCGGAUCGUCGCAAAGCAAGAGACCGCAGACGGCACGAGAAACGACUCCAGAAACUCGAAUCCCUCGACCAACGAGAAGCCAUGAAGUUCUCUCACAGUAUCCAGUUCAACGCCGUGCCGGACUGGAGCAGCAACUACAUCUCCUACAGCAACCUCAAGAAACUCAUCUACACCCUCGAAAAACAGAUCCACAAGCCUCCGGGUGAAGCUCAGGAUGAGGAAAAUACCGCUUUGCUGAAUGGGCAGCUCGACCCGGACACCACCUUCAAGCGCAUGCUGGAUUCCGAGCUCGACAAGGUCUGUUCCUUCUACCGGCUAAAAGAGCUCGAAAUCUUUGGCGACCUCGACCAGCUGAUCAAGGAUGCCGAAGAAUACAAAACCGAAACAAAAGACAUUGAUAUGGACGAUGUCGUCGAUAUCGAGAACCGCCGCAAAACCACGAGAUCCCAGAGUAUAUUCAAUGUCCCCUUUCGCCGCAAGAGGAGGAGUUCCACCAUGAGCAUCAGUGUCGAGGAGCCGGAAGACGAUGACAGCGAUAGUGACGCCGAAGAUAGUGCACACAUGAUCAAGAAACGACCCGCCGCCAAACAGAGGAGUAAGAGCGUCUGGGCCGGUACCGAAAAUACCACGGGCGCUAAUGGUGCCAUGUCGGAAUCUCGAGAAGACCUACGUUCCUCAGCAGAGUCCGCGUUUCUUCGUCGGAGGCCCAGUCUCGCGCUCGAGUUGGACGCUUCCGAUCCCGGUCAAUUAUCAGCUCUUUUCGAUUCCGGCAUCAACUUGAAAAAGAGGACCAUCAGUUUAUAUGUUUCCCUGGCCGAGUUGAAAUCUUUCAUCCAGUUAAAUCAAACCGGUUUCAAGAAAGCCGCCAAGAAGUACGACAAGGUCUGUGAUAGAGAUAUCCGGAAGAACUAUAUGGAUAAAGUGGUCAACCCUUCCUAUCCCUUCUUGGAUACCACGAGCAAACACCUGGACGAGAACAUCGACAAAGUGGAAAAGGUGUAUGCCGAUAUCGUCACAAAAGGCGAUCAAAAUAUGGCUAGAAGAGAACUCCGUCUUCAUCUCCGCGAACAUGUUGUAUGGGAGAGAAAUACCGUCUGGCGAGAAAUGAUUGGUAUCGAACGAAAAGCACAAGCUGCCAAUUUCGGUAUCAGACAAACACUACUUGGUGGUGUUCAAGAUCCUUCUCAAGCCAGAUUACAAGGUGAUCGAGAUUCCCUCGACACCAAAGAGUUGAAGACUCCCAUCGGUCGAUAUCGCUGUCCGAAAUGGCUGUUCAGCUCCAGUUUCUUCGCCCUGGUCUCUAUCUUGGCCAUCUUCGUGACACUUCUGUUGGUGCCGAUCAUGAAAAAGCCGGAACAGCAGAAUUGUCUGGCGAUGCUAGUGUUUGUUUCUUUACUUUGGGCCACCGAAGUGAUCCCUCUAUUUGUCACAUCACUCUUGGUCCCCUUUUUGGUUGUUGUGCUCCGAAUCAUGCGGACUGAGGAUAAACCUUAUCAGCGAUUGGAUUCAAAGGCAGCAACCAAGGCUGUCUUUGCAGCAAUGUGGACCCCGGUCAUCAUGUUACUGCUUGGUGGCUUCACUAUCGCUGCAGCACUAUCUAAAUACCACAUUGCCAAGAUGAUGGCAACAUUCGUGCUCAGCAAGGCUGGUACAAAGGCACGGACUGUCUUGGUUACCAACAUGUUUGUUGCCAUGUUUCUGAGUAUGUGGAUAUCAAAUGUCGCAGCACCGGUCUUGUGUUUUAGUAUCAUCCAACCGAUGUUACGCAAUCUUCCAGCAGACAGCAAUAUGGCCAAGGCUCUUAUCUUGGGCAUUGCAUUGGCUUCCAACAUUGGUGGCGCUGCCUCCCCUAUUGCUUCACCACAAAACAUCAUCGCAUUGCAAAACAUGAAACCCAAUCCUAGCUGGGGAGUCUGGUUUUUCGUUGCAUUACCUGUCUGCAUCAUCACCAUUAUUUUCAUCUGGCUCCUUCUCCUGGCCACAUUCAAGCCAGGCAGAGGCACCACCAUUGUCCCUAUUCGACCUAUGAAAGACAAGCUCAAUGGCCUCCAAUACUUUAUCAUUUUCGUCACUCUCCUCACCAUCGUCCUCUGGUGUACCUCGCAUCAAUUAGAAGGCAUAUUCGGCGAUAUGGGUGUUAUCGCAAUCAUCCCCAUGGUUCUCUUCUUCGGCACAGGUAUUCUGACCAAAGAAGACUUCAACAACUUCCUAUGGACAAUCAUCAUUCUUGCCGCUGGAGGGUUAUCUCUCGGCCGGGCCGUGAGCUCCUCUGGUCUCCUACACACCAUUGCCAAGGGCAUCACCGACUCCGUCACCGACAUGAGCGUCUACGGGGUUCUGAUUGUCUUCGCCUCUUUGAUCCUUGUCGUUGCCACUUUCAUAUCCCAUACUGUUGCUGCACUCAUCAUCCUACCCUUGGUCCAACAAGUCGGCGCCAAUAUGGCGGAGCCUCACCCUAACCUCCUCGUCAUGGGUAGUGCCCUGAUGUGUAGUGCGGCCAUGGGUUUGCCCACCAGCGGAUUUCCAAACAUGACUGCAAUCAUGAUGGAAGUCCCCGAAACAGGGGUUCGCUACCUCCAAGUCAAACAUUUCUUGACCCGCGGCGUUCCCGCAUCCAUUCUCGCGUUUGGCGUCAUCGUCACCGUCGGCUAUGGUUUGAUGAUGGCUGUCGGAUUGUAA